Chanos chanos (milkfish) is the source of this 3399-nucleotide messenger RNA. Its product is annotated as zinc finger SWIM domain-containing protein 6-like. The transcript is spliced from 15 exons. The coding region runs from base 1 to 3399 and encodes 1132 amino acids. Lineage: Eukaryota; Metazoa; Chordata; Actinopteri; Gonorynchiformes; Chanidae. Gene Ontology annotation, molecular function: zinc ion binding. The record is from RefSeq and is a predicted model, not a curated record. Gene Ontology annotation, cellular component: Cul2-RING ubiquitin ligase complex.
AUGGCUGAACGAGUACGGCAGCCCCCAGCGAAGCGGUUCUGCUGCCGGCCCGGCUAUAACCCUACUUGCAAACAAGGACAACGGUCGGGAGCUUUGUGUUGCGGUGCGAGCUCCAGCCAAGGCGUAACGGGGAAAAUACACAAUCCGGAAUCUCUACUUGAUAUAGCAGCUAGGAGGGUCGCGGAGAAAUGGCCUUUUCAGAGGGUUGAAGAGCGUUUUGAAAGGAUUCCCGAACCCGUCCAAAGAAGAAUCGUGUAUUGGUCAUUUCCAAGGAGCGAAAGAGAAAUAUGCAUGUAUUCCUCUUUUAGUAUAGGCGGAGAUGAGAGUACGGUAUCGGGCGACAACAAUGACGAGACUCGCCUUCCUUUUCAGAGGGGUAUAGCUUUGCUGGAGAGUGGCUGCGUUGACAACGUUUUGCAAGUCGGUUUUCACUUGAGCGGCACGGUGACCGAGCCAGCCACGCCGUCCGAACCUGCGCAUGCCUACAACGUAGCGGUCAGCUUCGAUCGCUGCAAGAUCACGGCGGUGACAUGCAGCUGCGGUAACAAGGACAUCUUCUACUGCGCGCAUGUGGUGGCGCUGUCGCUGUUCCGCGUUCGGCGGCCGGACCAGGUCAAGCUGCACCUGCCCAUCUCGGAGACGCUCCUGCAGAUGAGCAGAGACCAGCUACAGAAGUUUGUGCAGUACCUCAUCGCGGUCCACCACACGCAGGUCCUCCCCACCGCGCAGAAACUGGCCGACGAGAUCCUGUCUCUCAAUUCCGAGAUCAACCAGGUCCACGGUGCCCCAGACCCUACUGCAGGGGCCAGUGUGGACGAUGAGAACUGCUGGCACCUGGACGAGGAACAGGUCCAAGAGCAAGUCAAGCUCUUCCUCUCUCAAGGCGGCUACCAUGGUUCCAGCAAACAGCUGAACCUCCUCUUCUCAAAGGUUAGAGAGAUGCUCAGACUGAGGGACUCUAACGGAGCGCGCAUGCUCACCCUCAUCACAGAUGAGUUCAUGGCCGACCCGCGCCUGGCCCUGUGGAGACAGCAGGGCACCACCAUGACCGAUAAGUACCGGCAACUGUGGGACGAGCUCGGAGCACUGUGGAUGUGUGUUGUUCUUAACCCUCACUGUAAGCCGGAGCAGAAGAAUUGUUGGCUCAGACAGCUGAGGAAGUGGAAUUGCGUGGACGUCUGCCCCUGGGAGGAUGGUAACCAUGGUAACGAGCUGCCCAAUCUGACCAACCCUCUGGCCCAGGGUGCCCAUGCUAACCGAGACGCCGCACAGCCUCACCGGACAGUGUUCACACGGGCCAUUGAGGCCUGCGAUCUCCAUUGGCACGACAGCCACUUACAGCACAUUAUCAACAGUGACCUCUACACAAACUGCCGUUACCACGACAACGCCGAAAGCUCCCUCUUCGACUCACGUGGUUGGCCAAUGUGGCACGAGCAUGUUCCCACAGCCUGUGCCAGGGUUGAUGCACUGCGGUCGCACGGUUAUCCCAGAGAGGCUCUGCGUUUGGCUGUGGCCAUAGUUAACACGCUGCGCAUGCAGCAGCAGAGGCAGCUGGAGCAUUUCCGCAGGCACAGGAAAGAGCUGCUUCAGAAGGGGGUGACAUCCAUCACAAACAUGGAGGGGUGGGUGGGGCAUCCACUGGACCCCAUAGGAACUCUCUUCAGUACCCUGACAGAGGGUGGUCAAAUGGGACAGGAGUCCGCCACAUGUUUGGAAAGAUCUGAAUGUAAGGCCUGUGUGUCCCUGACGCAUGUGUGUCCUGCGGAGGUGCAGAGGCUGCUGGAGGAGGGCGAGUCGUGCCUGACGUUGGCGCUGGAGGUUGCACUGAUGGGUCUUGGGCAGCAGAGGAUCAUGCCCGACGGACUGUACGCCCAGGAGAAGCUGUGUCGCAGUGAGGAGCAGCUCAUUACCAAGCUGCAGGAGCUCCAGCUGAACGACACGCUGGUCCAGAUCUUCCGCAAGCAAGCACAACUCUUACUAGAAGGUGGACCAUACAGUGGUCUUGGAGAAAUUGUUUACAGAGAGAGUGUACCUAUGCACACAUUUGCUAGGUAUCUCUUCACCUGUCUGCUACCUCAUGAUGCUGAUCUGGCUUACAAAGUUGCACUUAGAGCAAUGCGGUUACCGGUACUGGAGUCCAUGGCAACCUCAGGUGACCUGUCCCACUCCCACCACAUUGUUUCUGUGGUUACCAACCGCUAUCCUCGCUGGUUCACCCUCAGUCACGUCGAGUCUCAGCAGUGUGAGCUGGCCUCUACAAUGCUGACUGCAGCCAAAGGUGAUGGUGGGAGACUUGAAACAGUAUUACAGUCCAUCCAAAAGAGUAUCCACUCUUCCUCUCAUAUCUUCAAACUGGCACAAGACGCCUUUAAAAUUGCCACGCUAAUGGACAACCUACCAGACAUUACUCUACUCAAGGUGUCUCUAGAACUGGGUCUGCAGGUGAUGAGAAUGACGUUGUCCACACUGAACUGGCGAAGACGGGAGAUGGUACGAUGGCUAGUUACUUGUGCCACCGAAGUGGGUGUGUAUGCACUAGACAGCAUCAUGCAGAAUUGGUACACCCUCUUCACCCCUACUGAGGCCACUAGCAUUGUGGCGUCCACCGUGAUGGCCAACAGCACGGUGGUCCGUCUGCACCUGGACGGGCACCAGAGAGAGAGCCUGGCCACUAGUGCCCGAACACUCGCUCUGCAGUGUGCCAUGAAGGACCCUCAGAACUGCGCUCUGUCCGCUCUCACGCUCUGCGAGAAAGACCACGUGGCGUUCGAGACGGCCUACCAGAUCGUGCUAGAUGGCGCCGCCACCGGUAUGACGUACACGCAGCUCUUCGCUAUCGCCCGCUACAUGGAGCACCGUGGCUACCCUACACGUGCCUACAAGCUGGCUACGCUGGCCCUCAGCCACCUGAGUCUGGGCUACAACCAGGAUACACACCCAGCCAUCAACGACGUACUCUGGGCAUGCGCCCUCAGCCAAACACUGGGAAAAAACGAGCUAGCUGCCGUUGUCCCCCUAGUGGUGAAGAGUGUGAAGUGCGCCACCGUGUUGUCGGACGUGUUGCGCAGGUGCACACCCAGCACAGUCGGCCCGGGGCUGGUGGGUUUGCGGACGAGCAGGACGGCGGCCGGUAAGUUGACGUCCCUUGACAAAGCCCCGCUCAGACAGCUGCUGGACGCCACCAUUGGCGCGUACAUCAACACCACGCACUCCAGGCUCACGCACAUCAGUCCGCGUCACUACGGCGAAUUCAUCGAGUUCCUCAGCAAAGCGCGCGAGACUUUUCUCAUGGCUCCCGACGGACACCUUCAAUUCAGCCAGUUCAUCGACAACCUGAAACAGAUCUACAAGGGCAAGAAGAAACUCAUGAUGCUGGUCCGAGAGAGGUUUGGUUGA